This is a messenger RNA of Branchiostoma floridae (Florida lancelet), 1624 nucleotides long. RefSeq lists its product as uncharacterized. Bases 47 to 1624 code for a protein of 525 amino acids. The record is from RefSeq and is a predicted model, not a curated record. Gene Ontology annotation, biological process: lipid metabolic process. The transcript has 12 exons. Lineage: Eukaryota; Metazoa; Chordata; Leptocardii; Amphioxiformes; Branchiostomatidae.
AAUUCAGCUCUGAGUUACAUCAAACGAAGCCUCUAAAACUGUGAGUAUGGGGCAACGUGGAUCCAGACCGGUGCCGAUCCUCCCUACAACCGUCGGAGCUCGGUGGGCUGAUCACCGUUUCAAGUUUGAGAAUCUCGUCUUCGAGGGAGGAGGGGCAAAAGGCAUCGCGUACAUCGGAGUAUGUAAGGUUUUGGAGGAUGCCCAGAUUCUGCCCCAUAUCAAACGGUUCGCGGGAACCAGCGCAGGCGCAAUCACAGCCGCCCUCCUCGCUAUCGGUCUAACGCCACAAGAGAUGCUGGAAGAACUGAGUUCGAAAAAUCUACUGGACGUUGUGUUAGAUGCUCGUUGCAAAGCAUUGAACUGGAUUCCCUUCAUGAAGAGGAUGAUCCAAGUCAUCGAUGUCGUCGCUAAGAAAGGCGCGUGUCCGGGCAAGAAGUUUAUGAAGUGGUUUGGAGAGAUCCUAGAGAGGCACCUGAAGAAACGAGGUCUACCAUUGGACAAAGACGUGACCUUUGAGCAGAUUUACCACGUCCUUGGGGUAGAGCUGUGCAUCGUGGCCUACAACGUGAACUACGACGUGGAAUCCUAUUUCCACGUCAAAACCACGCCUAUUUUGAGGGUACGAGAGGCUGUACGCAUGUCCAUGUCCAUCCCAGUUGCUUUCCAACCAUACACACUGGAUAGGCUCUACACCUUUAUCGACGGUGGACUUGCAGCAAAUUUCCCACUUUACGCCUUUGACGGUUGGUACCUUUCCAUGGACAAGUCUUCCUCUUUCUACCGCCGUCUUCAAAGCAUGAGUGAGACAGACUCAACCAUGGCCGACCAACUCUUCUACCCUGAAUACACGAAGGAACGUUUCGGAUCCCCGGAACCAGGAUCUGACGACUUCUUCAGAACACUGGGAGUUCUUGUCUUUUCUAAGAAUAACCGAGAGACGCACCAGUAUCUGUUUGAGAAACGACUGCAGAGGUUACCAGAGGUCAAUCCUGACUUCCACAAUCGAAGACCCCCCACCAAGAAGGAAAGGAAAUAUGCUGAAGGGUUGCGAGAAAAGGAAGAUUUGACAAAAAUGGGCAAGGAAUCUCUCCAAAGGCAGAUACAAAAGAUAGGGACAAUCAUUCAGCUCAUCUUCGGUGAUGACGACAUGGAUGGAGGGAUCGUUGAUACUGAGCAGCGAAGAGUAGUGGAACGCACACCCCGAGAGGGAAUAUCAGAAACCAACACUUUCAUGUCAGUAGAAGAAGCAAGGCGGCUAUUCAAUGAGACGGUGAAUGAAAGGGACGUCCAGCGUCUCCAAGUGCGUACGAAAGAAGAAGCCUUCAAGAUGCUGCUGCUAAAUGAAAAUGGAGAGCUGACCGACACAAAGAUCAAAAACAUCUACCAGAACUUUCUUCCCCUGCAAAAUGCCAAGAUGGAAAUCCUCGGUGAAAGGCCGGUGUCGUCUGUUGGAGAAUACUACGGAACGUUGAUGGAUUUCGUUGGGAGAAAGAACCGAUUCACGCGGGAAGACGUGGGGCGAUGCAUCGGCGUGGACGUGGACUAUCUUUCCCCCAUGGACUUCGACAUGGAACCUGCGGAUAUGGAGUUCCUCAGGAAGGGGUUUACAAAUCUAAACAAUUAG